AUGCCCUCGAUCCUAAGCGCUCGGGGAAGCUGUGGAAGGCCGUCUCGCAGACGAGCGGCCCCGCGGCGGCGGCGGCGCAGCCCCAGGAGCCGGCCGACGGGGCCCGGGCCAGGGCGCCCAGCACCAAGUGUUCACGGCCCACAUGGGCGGCCCGCCAGACCCGGGCGCGGCGCCGCCGCGGCCUCGGCCCCCCUCGCCGUCAGCCUGGAGCGCCCGCCGCCGCGGCGAGGACCAGCGUCAUCUCGGGCGGCGGGCGGCCUCCCCGCUGUCGCAGCUCCUGAGGGUGUCCGCCCACAAGACGUGGGUGCCGCCGCGGUCGCAGUCCAAGGGCGCCGCGGACGAGGCCCUGGCGGCGGUCAGCCCCGGCACCAUCCUGCACCAGAGCCAGCUCCACAGGCCGCUCCUCCAGCCGGCGGCCCCGCCCCUCGCCCCCGCCAGUACAAACGCAGCGGCGCCCGCGCCGGCGCCGCCGCCCGCGCCCCGCCCCGCGCCCCCGGCGAGGCGCCCGACGAGGCGAAGGCCAAGCACACGAUGGUGCUGAUCCCCGCCUCCUUCGGGCUGCCGUCGUCCUCGCGCGCCGCCGGGGCGUCGCCGCCGCCGGCCGCCGACGAGGGCCCGAGGGGCGCGGAGCCGCUCAAGUACUACCUGGUGUUCGCGCCCACGUCGUCGGGGCAGGGCGUGGCCUCCGGCGCGGCCUCGGGGCGGGGCGCGCCGCAGCUGCCGGCGGAGGCGGCGGCGACGAGCAUCAUGUCCCCGCAGCCCGUGUCCUCGUCCUCGUACCUGGCCUCGCUGCUGAAGGCGGGCGUGCCCCUCGUGCCCGUGUCCUCCUCGGCGUCCCUGACGCAGGUCUCGCCCGCCAGGAGCUACCCGCUCGUCUCGUCCGUGCUCGCCCCGAAGCCGCCCGCGCGAGGCCCCGCCCUCCUGCCCGCCCCCGCCCACGGCCCCCGCCCUCGCGCCCGCCGCCCUCAGCACCGUCGUCGGGGGAGCGGGCGCCGCCGUCGACGGCUUCCUGGCCUCCGCUCGGCCUCGGGCAUCCUGGGGUACGUGGUCCCUGCUUUUGUCUGGGAAUGCAUGUAG
Messenger RNA from Penaeus vannamei (Pacific white shrimp), 1077 nucleotides. The record is from RefSeq and is a predicted model, not a curated record. Lineage: Eukaryota; Metazoa; Arthropoda; Malacostraca; Decapoda; Penaeidae.